Arachis stenosperma is the source of this 1063-nucleotide messenger RNA. RefSeq lists its product as uncharacterized. The record is from RefSeq and is a predicted model, not a curated record. The transcript is spliced from 4 exons. Bases 1 to 918 code for a protein of 305 amino acids. Gene Ontology annotation, molecular function: polysaccharide binding. Lineage: Eukaryota; Viridiplantae; Streptophyta; Magnoliopsida; Fabales; Fabaceae.
AUGUCCAAAUUGUUCCAUACCGUCUAUCUACUUAUUAUCUUCUCAGCGUGUUUGACCCCUCUGAAUAACGCAAACUCGUGCCGUUCAUACUGCGGAAACAUAACCAUAGACUACCCGUUCGCUCUCCAACACGGUUGUGGCCACCCGGGUUUCCGGGACCUUCUCUUCUGCAUCAACGACGUUCUCAUGCUCCAUAUAUCAUCCGGCUCCUACAAGGUCCUCAACAUCGACUACGCUUACCAGGCUCUCACUCUUCACGACCCACACAUCUCAACCUGUGACACCAUUGUCCUUGGCAACAAGGGAAAUGGCUUCGCCCUCGAACCAUGGCGCGCACCUUACAUGAACCCUGCACCAGACAACGUCUUCAUGCUCAUUGGUUGUUCUCCCCGAUCACCAUUGUUCCAAGGUUUCCCGGGAAAGCACUUGCCAUGCCGAAACGUUUCAGGGAUGAGCUGCGAAGAGUAUUACGGGUGCCCGGCGUGGGAUAGUUUGGGCCACAAUAAGUGGGCCCGAGAGGAGUUCUUUGGGUCAGGCCCACCGGAGUGCUGUGCAGUGCCGUACGAGACAAUCAAGGGGAUCAAUUUGACAAAGCUGGAGUGUGAAGGGUACAGCAGUGCUUAUAGUGUGGCACCAUUGAGGGUUGAUGGGCCUAGCGAGUGGUCCUAUGGGAUCAGAGUGACGUAUUCGCUGCAAGGGAAUGAUGAGUUCUGUGGGGCCUGUGAGGCUACGGGUGGGACCUGUGGCUACGGUGAGGAUGCGAUUAGGCAGGUUUGUAUGUGUGGGAAAGUUAAUUCAUCCUCCAAUUGCGAUUCAGUUGGCUUGUCAUCGGGAACAAGGCCUAUGGCGAUGAAAGUGUCGGCAGUGGCAGGAUUGUUGACGUACAUGCUGCUAUGGAUAACAAUAAACCAGAUUUAAUUUGAAAAGCAUGGUAAUUAAGCACGCGAGACUAUCAUUAUAUGAUAAUGACUGAUAUAUUCCAUUCCUUAUUGUAAAUGCCAACUUUUGUUCAAGAACAUGUAUGUCCAUACAAUGAUACAAAUACAAUGUAAUGAGAGAGACU